This is a messenger RNA of Cherax quadricarinatus, 2229 nucleotides long. RefSeq names its product fibrous sheath CABYR-binding protein. The record is from RefSeq and is a predicted model, not a curated record. NCBI's taxonomy places the organism in Eukaryota, Metazoa, Arthropoda, Malacostraca, Decapoda, Parastacidae.
GUCUUGUUCAGAGCGUUCAGGAUGAAGGUGUUCCGGGUCAUUUGGCUGUUAGCUUUCGCAGUUUCCUCUAGGUGGGCUGCCAAGUUGCCCUUUCCUAGCCUCAGUACUGGAAAGCCUCUGAAAUUUCCUCAGCCCGGACAACUGUCAGGGCUCUAUGAAACACCAGCUGAAUCAUACAAAAAUACAGGCGAGGCCGGGAGUAUCGGUGGAAUAGCUCCAGUGCCUGUCGAGCCUUCAGGCCUGGGUGAGCCUCCAGCCGAAUUUGCUACAGGUCCUGAUACUCCUCAUGAAUCUGAAACGUUUGACAUAGUUCAAGGUUCUGUUGAAACUCCGAAGCAGGCAGAUUCAGUACUUUCUAAACCAGAGAGCGAGAUUAAAAUUCCAAGUGAAAUCGUACCAAUCCCAUCUGCAGAAUUCGGCCCUUCAGAUGGUGCAGUUUCAGGUCCAGUUGAACCCUCAGUUCUGAGUGAAACUUCCAGUGAGUUAGUUCAGCCUUCUAUAGAAAAUCAAAGUCAGGCAGCUAAACAGCCUCUUGUACCCUCAACUCUAUAUGAAACCCCCAGUGAACAAGCUGAACCUUCUCCGCAGCAAGAGAUUCCAGUUAAAGUAAUUCCCAGCUCUAUUUUGCCCACAGGUAAUCUUGAGACACCACUUCACCCUUCUGUAGAAAAUGGAAAACCAGUUGUGGUAGACUCGGGCUCUGACCAACCCUUAAGUCCACACGAAAAUUUAGAUGAUCUUGUGCCAUCUCCUGAUCAACUUUCUACAGCACAUGAGACCCUUUCAGGUGUGAUAUCAGGCGCCGCCGAUGAUCAACUUUUUACUGCACACGAGACACCUUCAGGUGUGGUAUCAGGCGCUGCUGGUGAUCAAAUUUCUACAGCAUAUGAGACCCCAUCAGAUGUGGUAGCAGGCGUUGCUGGUGAUCAACUUUCUAUUGCACACGAGAUUCCUUCAGGUGUGGUAUCAGGCGCAGCUGGUGAUCAACUUUCUACAGUACAUGAGACCCCAUCAAGUGUGGUAUCAGGCGCUGUUGGUGAUCAGCUUUCUAUAGAACAUGAGACUCACUCAGAUGUGGUAUCAGGUGCUGCUGGUGAUCAAUUUUCUACAGCACAUGAGGCCCCGUCAGGUGUGGUAUCAGGCGCUUCUGUUGAUCAACUUUCUACAGCACAUGAGACCCAUUCAGAUGUGGCAUCAGGCACUGAUGGUGAUCAACAUUCUACAGCACAUGAGAUCCAUUCAGAUGUGGUAUCAGGCGCUGAGGGUGAUCAACUUUCUACAGCACAUGAAGCCCAUUCAGCUGUAUCAGGUGCUGAUGGUGAUCAACUUUCUACAGCACAUGAGACCCAUUCAGAUGUGGUUUCAGGUGCUGAUGGUGAUCAACUUUCUACAGCACAUGAGACCCAAUCAGGUUUGGUAUCAGGCGCAUCUGGUGAAGAAAUUUCUACGGCACAUGAGACCCCUUUAGAUGUAGUAUCAGGUGCAGCUGGUGAACAAAUUUCUUCAGGACAUGUGAGCCCCGUAGAUGUGGUAUCAGGCGUUGUUGACUCUUCUGGUGGUCUUGAGACACCAAUUGAACAAUCUCCAGACAUUGUACAGUCUCCUGCAAGAGGCUCUCCAGACACCAUAAUUUCUGGAUCUGAUCUAUCAACGCUGCACGAGACUUCAGCAGCUGGAGCUGCAGCCUCAGACGUGCAUUCAGGUCUAUAUGAAACUCCAUCUCCACCUCCUCAGCCGUCUCCCUCACAAGAGAAAUCUAGUCAUCCGAUUAUCUUUCCAGAGACUCCACUUCAGCCAAUUCCAGCUCCCGCUGAGCCUUCCGCUUUAUAUGAAGAACCUAAACCAUCUGCUUCAGCUCCUUCAGGUCUUUACGAAGCGCCCAGGAAAAAAGGAAAAGCUUUGUUUUUAUCUAGUGAAACUCGAUCGGGGCUCUUUUCCUACUAAAUCAGUGGUUUACCAAGUGCCUGCUGGUGCCAACACACCUCUGGUUCACGCGAGUUAAUCUGCAGUUCACUUGAGCAAAGCUGGUGGCUACCUCGCUUUACACAAUUUCUAAUUAAGACUUGAUGCAAAAAAAAUUAAAGCUAAUUAACAACCAGCAAAACUUAUUAUAAGCUCGGUGCAUCAGAUGAUUUUGGUUUGAGUUAUUUCCGAAGUAUCUUGGUGAUUUUUAAAUGUAUUGUGCUGCAUAUAUUUAGGUAAUACAAGAUAAGAAAGCUUUAAGACAUA